Molecule: messenger RNA, 3758 nt
Organism: Camellia sinensis
Lineage: Eukaryota; Viridiplantae; Streptophyta; Magnoliopsida; Ericales; Theaceae
Source: RefSeq, a predicted model, not a curated record
UUAAUUGUCAAUGAGGAUAAGGUAAAAAGGUUUUUACAUAAGUAUACUCUAGGUGGGAAGUGCAUAUUACUAUGAAUAAGGAAAUAAAUAUGGUGAAUAUUCUUUCUUUCACUUUGAUAGUGUAAAAAUGGUCAUUUAUUUGUAAUGCAUCUUUCUUUAAUUGUCUUUUCCAUACCAUUUGCAUUUCACCAUUGUAUUAACAUUAUAAUUUCCUUUGUCUACUUACAUAGAGAAGAUGACUUGGUUAAUUAUUUGUUUUGUGUAUAUAAGUUAGUUCUCAAUAUUUCUAGUGCAUGCAAAUGUGUCCAUUCAUAAUACUGAUCUAUGCGGUGGUUCUAUAGGUUGCAAACAACAAUAAUUAGGUUCAUCUCAUUUUUGCAUCACAGUAAUCUUUGUUGUCCAUGGUUAUUGGCUCUUAAUGCAACAUAUUGGAUUUAUUACUGAUUGUGAUCUUACUUUAUCUGGUACUAAAACAUCUUAUAGACCACUCCCAAGUUCCAUAUGCACCUAAAUAGAUGGAUCGUAACUUCAUGAAAUGCCAUAAUUGGAGAAGAUCUUGUCCUCAAGCAUUUUUGCAUCCUCCCCAAACCCAAGUCUGGAUUUCCUCCUCCAACUCCAUCAUCGUUAUCAUCAUCAUUGUGGUCGCCAUCAUGAUUGUCCCCACCAUCACCAUUUGAAAGACAACUACUUUCUCGGGCCUUUGUCUUCGCCUUCUUCUUCGUCUCCUUCUCCUUCAUCGGCAUAUAGAUGGGAAGGCAGUUCUGAGUUGAGGCGUUCCCAUUCUUCAAGUCACUGAAUCUUUAGUACAUUUUUCUUUCAGACUAUGUCUUUCCUUCACUAAAAAUCACAGGUAACAUUUCUUCCUUUUACUAUAAAGCUCGAAAAUCUAAUACCAAAAAAAACGCUAAGAACUAGAGAAGGAGAUGAGUAGCAAUCUAGCAUCUAGGUGUCCAUGGCAAUCUGGUAACGAGUUUGAAGGGCAAGCAAGUAAGCAUGGGAAUGGAGGAUGGCAACCCGUGGUUCGCAGGCAUGGUGGUAGAGGAGCUGGAACUUUAAGGGGGAAUACCAUUUACUCUAUGUUUGUGGACAACAUACCUAUAUCUAUGGGGCCAAAAGAGCUGUCUAAAAUCUUCUCAAAUUUUGGAGUUGUGUUGGAUGCGUAUAUCCCAAAUAAGAGAAGAAGAUCUACAGGAUCCAGAUUUGGCUUCAUCAGGUAUGAUUGUUCGGUAGCGAUUGAUGUGGCUCUACGAAAAGCUAAUGGCCUUUGGUGUGAUGACAAGGCGCUAAAGGUUAAAAUCUGUGUUCAAAAAGGAGGAGGGUACAAAACAAAGCAAGCCACAUCUAGUACAACAGAGGUGGGAUCAGGAAGGCAAUCACACUGUAUAUGACCAUUAUCAGGGGAGAAAGUCACAUGUUGAUGUGGUCCGAGAUAGGGUGCUUCAACCUAACUCAGUUUGCCCUAUUAAGGUACAGAAAGCCGGUGAUGGAUGGAUGAAUGAAAACGCAGUGGUCAGACUAAAUUCAACUACCUCAGUCGAAGCUUUUAAGGAGGAAUUACAGAGAAGAGGUCAUGGAGACGUCACUGUUCGAGUAGGCGGUGGCAGACAACUAGUUCUCUCCUUUCAAUCAGUGGAAGCUAUGAAGGAAAAGCUUUUGAUCAUGAAGGACUGGAUCACAGAUUGGUGUGAAUCGGUUGAAGAAUGGGAAUAUAGAAUGGUCUUGGAACAAGUGAGGUAGGUGUGGCUAAGCUGUUACGGUGUGCCAGUGGUCUUAUGGAACAACACAUUUUGCAGCAUAGGUAGAGAGUGGGAAGAGGUUAUGGAACUGGAUGCAGACACAGUUAACCUGAAUUCUUUCCAUUAUGGGAAGGUAAAGGUUGCAACAAGAUCCGUGGGAACCAUUAAUCACACAAUUAACCUAGAUUGUAAAGGUGUAAUUUAUCUAGUUAGGAUUUGUGAGGAACAAAUCAUAGUCAAUCAAAUAGUGAAAGAACAUUGUAUCUGCCAAUCUUUUAUGAGGAAUAAUGAAGACAGUUACAGCUCAGAAGAAGAAGAUGAGACUAUUGAAGAUCAAGGAAGCAAACAAGAGGAAGAAGAAGAUGAUGUGGCAUUACAGAUGGGUGAUGAGGUGGUUAAAGGUUGUGACGGGGAAGCAGGGGACAGGGUGGAUGCACAUGUUAAUAUGAAUGACAUGGAGGAGGAUGCCAGCUUGAAGGAAGUUUCGGUGGUAGAGGAGACAGAAAUGAUGGAGGGAAGGUCAGAGGUAGGCAUCGCACGUGAAACAGGCUCUGUAAAGGGGCAUCAGAGAAGGAUGGCGCACGCAAAGAGGGUAGCUAUAGAGUUGAUGAUGAGGUGGUCACAUCUGGGUUUAUCAAAAGCACAAGUGGGUCUGUAGGGAAGCAACAAGGAAUUAAUCUGGGGGUGGUGGAUUUAAAUAGGGCCCAUGUUGACACAAGUUGGGAUGGGUUGGCCCAAGGGGCUGAAAUACCAGAUACUUGGGCUGAUAAUAGCACUAAAUUUGGUUUUGAAUCUGUCCAUGGAGUGGGGCAGCCCAGCUCAGAGAAUAGAAGGGUGCCCAGCUCUCCGUCAGUUCCUAAAUCUGCUUCUGGUGUGGGGUAGCCCAGCUUAGUGAAUAAAAUGUUGACCAUCAGGAUUUCAUUUAUGAUCUCAGAGGCAUCAUGUAUUGUUUGGGAGGAAAUAGAUGCAAAGUCUUGGUGGGUGAUAAUAGGAAGAGCCAAAGACCUGAUCUGUUGGCCUGCUAUGCUCAGCAGUGGAGGAGUUCCUCUGGUUUUGGUGUUUGUACAAUCAGGGGGAGGCUAUCUAGUUUGUGCCUGCUAUGCUAAUUUGUGGAAUGGUGAACUGAUAUGGUGACUGCUAGGCUGUGCUAAUGAUAUAGAGGAGAUAUCUGCUAAACUGCCAUGGUGACUGCCAUGCUAAGCUGUGUUUUGUGCCUACUAUGCUAAGCUGAUAUUUUGUGCCUACUAUGCUAAGCUGUGCUAAUAUUUGUAGAUAUCUGUUUUUGUUGCUUGUCUUUUUUUUAUGUUUUCUAGUUGGUGGCUCACCAGCUUUGGGGGUGCUAGCAAAUGAUAGGAUGGGCUCUUUGGUGCUAAUAUAAUUGGGAUAAUUUAGCUCAUUGUGAUACUUUUGCACUCGCCUCUUUUUAUUGUUGUUUUGUUUGUACCUUGUACUUUGGUUCUCAUCAAUAAAGUUUUUUUUUUGCCGAUCAAAAAAAAAAAAAAAAAAUGGAGAACAUAGUGAUACAAAUUUGUUCAAAUUUUUGGACAAGUAUAUUGCAAAUGAUCAGGAAUCUUCUACGGUGAAUUUAUCUUGGGCAUAUUUUGAAAAGAUUGUGAAUUAAGGAGGGUAUUAGAAAAAGGUCAUCUACAAUUUGCUACAAUAUAAUUAAUCUAGGUGAAUGCAUGUAAGUAUUUAAUAUAGAUGUGUGGUGGUAUCUCAGCGGUUGUUUUGAAUAAGAGGAGUUCGGCGUUGGGUCGUCAAUAUAGGGACGGUGGAGUAGUACCUGCAGUGGGUCUUGUUGUCAUGAGUGUUGAUCGGCCUUGGGUGUGUUCAAAGUUUUGAACCACCGCGUCGGAGAGGUGUGGCCUUGGGUGUUGUCCGUGGGUGUAGUUGGGUGUUGGCAGUGUGUUGUCCGGCGUGGGCCUUCGCUGGGCAGUGGAAGUGAAGCAGCGUGUGGAGUGUAGCAGCGUGGGUGGUAAAGAUAUAGCAAUAGUAUAGCAGCUUGGAGAUGUCAGGCAUGGA